Molecule: messenger RNA, 1855 nt
Organism: Phyllostomus hastatus (greater spear-nosed bat)
Lineage: Eukaryota; Metazoa; Chordata; Mammalia; Chiroptera; Phyllostomidae
Gene: TMEM102
Product: transmembrane protein 102
Exons: 3
Coding region: 295-1818 (507 amino acids)
Source: RefSeq, a predicted model, not a curated record
GCGAAAAGACUCGUUGACGCAGGUGGGGCCGGCUGGGAACCACCCUGUUAGCCUCUGGAAGGGGCGUGGCCUUGCAGGCGGCAGGAAGAAGUUACCUGUUGGAUGGUUCUAUCCAUUCUCUUCCCAGCUCUUGCAGUUACCCCUAAACGGGAAGCCGCAGACCACCCGUUGGCGUACUUGUCAAGGGCACUCUCUUGGCCUCGGGAAAAGAGAACGGAGGCGACCUUUCAGCAGCAAACGAAAGGCCGGUUUAGGCUCAUCCUUGUUUUCCCUAGCUCAAAACGAUAGAGCCGUAUGGCUUCCGCGGUCUGGGGGAGUGCCCCCUGGUGGGGCCCGCCGCCCCCAGCCCCGGCCCGCCCGCUCACGGACAUCGACUUCUGCUCUGGAGCGCAGCUGCAGGAACUAACCCAGCUUAUCCAGGAGCUGGGUGUGCAGGAGAGCUGGAGUGACGGGCCCAAGACCGGACGAGACCUUCUCCAAGCCAAAGACUUUGUUUUCUCUUUACUCGGUCUUGUUCACCGCCGCGAUCCCCGCCUUCCUCCCCAAGCGGAGCUCUUGUUGCUUCGUGGUGGGAUUCGCGAGGGCUCUGUGGAUCUAGGGCCUUCACCACUAGGUCCCUACGCUCGGGGACCUCACUACGACGCCGGCUUCACACUUCUGGUGCCCGUGUUUUCUCUAGAUGGCACUGGGCAGGAGCUGCAACUGGACAUGGAAUCCUGUUACGCCUGGCUCUGCCUCCCAGCACUGAUGCACGGAACCUCAGUCCGAAAGGCAUGGCAGGGUUGCCUAGGACCCCCAGUCCCAGGCAGACGUGAUUUGACCUACCAAACCGACAGCGAAGAAAAUCCCAAGGACCAGCAAACCUCCGUGGACCAACCUCACGGUUACGUCACUGAGAUUGAGCUAUGUGUGUCUUCGGAAAAAUCACCUAGUAACGACUCGGGGCCUGAGUCGCCUCAGCAAGAGGUAAUCGAUCUUGGCUUUCCUGCACCACUGAAUGGUGACGUCACCAAAGCAGCCUCGGAGAGUUCCGUCCCGCCGCCGUCGGAGGCUCCGGAGGCGUGGCCUACAUUGUGCCCUGCCAAGGUGGCUGCGUGGUUCUUCGCUGUGCUGGCUGAGGUCGCCCAGUCCCUGAUCCCGGUCCCGGGUGCCCCGCGCUUGGUUCACGCAGCGCGCCACGCGGGGUUCACAACCAUCCUCUUGGCUACACCGGGGCCCCCACGCCGCCUCCUGCUUUUCGACCUGAUCCCUGUGGUGUCUGUGGCUGGCUGGCCCGAGGGGGCUCGGAGCCAUUCGUGGGCCGGGCCGCUGGCCUCUGAGUCGUCCUCUUUCUAUCUGGUGCCGAGCGGCGACAAAGAGCGGCCGGGCGCUUCCGGCUGGCAGCUGUGCUUCGCCCGCCAGGAGCUGGCGCUCAAGGCACUCAUACCUGCCCCGCUGCUGCAAGCGCACGCGGCUGCCCAGGCGCUGCUGCGCCCACUGGUGGCCGGGACCCGGGCCGCGGCGCCCUACCUUCUGCGGACGCUGGUCUACUGGGCUUGCGAGCGACUGCCCGCACUCUAUUUGGCGCGGCCGGAGAACGCAGGUGCCUGCUGCCUAGGGCUGCUGGAUGAGCUGGGCCGUGUGCUCGAGGCCGGGCUGCUACCCCACUAUUUUCUGAGCGGUCGAAAGCUCCGGGCAGGAGACAGUGCUACUGCGCUGCUCGCAGCAUUGGCCCGGCUUCGUGGGGACCCUGUCCGGGCCCUGUCUGCCACGGUGGAGGAGGCCAAGGCUGCGCGCAAGGGGGGUGGUUUAGCUGGCGUGGGAGGCGGGGCCCAUUAAAGACUACACCUACCAAUAAAGAAAGUGCUUCUGUUAA